Purpureocillium lilacinum is the source of this 708-nucleotide messenger RNA. The record is from RefSeq and is a predicted model, not a curated record. NCBI's taxonomy places the organism in Eukaryota, Fungi, Ascomycota, Sordariomycetes, Hypocreales, Ophiocordycipitaceae.
AUGGCAACAAACCACAAGGCUCCAAUUGAGCCUUCAAGCCCAAGGUCUAGCCUAGAUGUUGGCGAUGCCACUGUAGAGGAGGCCAUGGAAGAGACGAAGGCCUUCCUGGCCACUGCUGGUGACAACGAAGAAGAUGGCGACUCUGAGCAUGACCAGGGGUCAAAGCUGUUUCGGUGCCUGCUUCAGGUAGUCGCCUCGCUUCUAUGUCUGGGCGUCUUGUUUGCGGGCUACGACCUGUAUCGCGCCUCUACCGCUCCUUCGAUCCCAUCGCCCGAGCAGACGCCCCAGCUUCGACCCUGCGGGAAUGAUGCCAUCACUGCCCGCAACCGCGGGUGCAUGUUCGACCCCAUCUCCAUCGCCUGGCUGCCCGAAUCCUGCCACGACUUUGAGCUGACCAAGGAGUUCCUUGCCGUGGAGCGCUGGCACUUCUGGACGCGUCCAGACACAAGCGAUGCCAUGUCCCUAGCAAACGUCAUGCAGGGACAGCACUCGACUCUGUUUGUCAGCGAGACCUAUCUGCGUCACCGCUGUGUGUUUGCGUGGAGGAAGCUUCAUCGCGCGGUGCUCAACUCGACGGCGGUGGACGCCUACACGACGGGCUGGGAUGGCAUGAUGGAGUGUGAGGAGCUGUUCAAGGAUGGGAGGAGUGAUGGCGGUGCACGAUACGAGGUCACGGUUGGCUACCCGGCAUGUAUGGCAGAACUGUGA